AAAGUUCCGCGAGACCGCCAAGGUGUUCCAGCCCGCCGACAUGCCGCUCGUCACGCGAAAGGGCGUGUUUCCGUACGAGUAUACCGACAAAUGGUCGAGGCUCGAGGAGACCGCCUUGCCGCCGAAAAGUGAGUUCUAUAGUAUGUUGACCGAGAAGCACGUUAGUGACGAGGACUACGUACAUGCGACGGAGGUGUGGCAGCAUUUCAAUUGCAAGACCCUCGGUGACUACAGCGACCUGUACCUGAAGGUUGACGUUCUCCUUCUGACCGACGUGAUGGAGAACUUCCGCGACCUAUGCAUGUCGACGUACAACCUCGACCCCGUGUAUUAUUAUACGGCGCCAGGGUUCACGUUCGACGCAAUGUUGAGGUAUACAGGCGUUUCACUGGAGUUGCUGACCGAUUACGACAUGGUGCUCUUCGUGGAACAAGGGAUAAGAGGGGGGUUGGUCCAGGCCAGCGAGCGGUACUGUCGGGCAAACAACCCCAAGACGCCGGGGUACAAUGUCGGGAAGCCACCGUCAUGGCUCGUCUACCAGGAUUGCAACAACUUGUACGGCUAUGCCAUGGGGGAAUACAUCCCCUACGAAGGGUUCAAAUGGUAUGAGGGUGAUUUGGAUCGCUCUCUAGAGCUGUUGGACGGUAUGACUGACAAAUCUGACGUUGGGCGUAUCUACGAGGUUGAUAUCGCAUACCCAGACCACCUACAUGACGCGCACAACGAUCUCCCCUUCUUACCACGGAAUGCCAUACCCUCAGGCUCAAAAGUGAACAAGUUAAUGGCUACGUUGGAGAGGAAAGAACGGUAUAUUGUUCACUAUCGGAAUUUAAAGCAGGCCAUUUCUAAUAAUGGAUUGAUAGUGGAAAAAGUUCACAGGGUGUUGGAAUUCCAACAGUCGGAAUGGCUUGCUAAAUAUAUAAAUCUAAAUACCGAAAUGAGAAAGAAGGCCAGCAACGAAUUUGAACGUGAUUUCUUCAAACUGUUGAACAACGCUGUGUUCGGGAAAACAAUGGAAUGUGUUAGAAAUCGUAUUUCUAUGGAAUUGGUGUCAUGUCCACGUCGAAUGCGCAAACUCAUAAAUAAACCCACCUUCAAACACGUCACCACGUACACCGAGAAUCUGGCCGCCGUAUCCCUACAACAUAGUGACAUACGUUUCUCCAAGCCUAUUUACGUAGGGUUCGCCGUCCUGGAAAUAAGCAAGGAGUUAAUGUAUGACUAUCAUUACAAUGUGAUGCGGCGGCAUUACAACGAUUCGAUUAGACUGAUGUACAUGGAUACAGAUUCCCUGGUGUAUCGGGUGUACACUGAUGAUUUCUAUAAGGACCUGGUGGACAACCCCGCACUCCUCGAGCGGAUGGACACCUCGAAUCUCCCCGUAACACACCCGUGCUACGUUGCUACACGUAAGAAGAUCCCCGGACUGUUCAAGGACGAGACGGCUGGCCGUACUAUGUACGAGUUCAUUGCACUUCAGGCGAAAUCUUACGCGUACAAAAUCGAAGGGGAUGAAAAACUCGUGGCCAAGGGGAUUCGAGGGCAUGUGGUCCGAAAUCAUAUGACGUUCGAGGACCACAAGCGCUGUCUGUUCGAGGUCGACGACGACGACGAUGAGGAGAAGGAGGAUGAGCUUAAACGACGUGCACGUCUGAUGGCCCGAUCGGUCAUCAGCAUGAUACAUGAGAAUGCCGCCGCUGCUACCGCAGCCAACAUUGCUGGCCUGAUACGUCUGCUGAGAGUGACCGUGCCAUGCCGUGCCGCGCCGUUCCGUUCCGUGAGUGGCCAUGCAGUAGCUUGUAUUAAGGGUUUUAAGAAUUAUUUACAAACCAUUUACGUAUGGAGAAAACUUUGUAGAAUGUACAUUGUUUGGGGUUGA
Messenger RNA from Melanaphis sacchari, 1879 nucleotides. RefSeq lists its product as uncharacterized. The record is from RefSeq and is a predicted model, not a curated record. The transcript is spliced from 6 exons. Gene Ontology annotation, molecular function: nucleotide binding; DNA-directed DNA polymerase activity; DNA binding. Gene Ontology annotation, biological process: DNA replication. Bases 41 to 1879 code for a protein of 612 amino acids. NCBI's taxonomy places the organism in Eukaryota, Metazoa, Arthropoda, Insecta, Hemiptera, Aphididae.